ACCAAUGAGCGGGCUUUCGGCGCAGGGGCCGCUGGGGGUUGUGGGCUCGGUGACGUCAUUCUUGAUGCGUUGGAAGCGGCUCGGCGCAGCGGACGGUGCCGAGUGAGCAGAUGGAGUGAUCCACCAGGGUUGACCCAUGGACAACCUCCCAUUUCCGAGCAGCUGCUGCUGUGCUGAGAUUCAGGCUUCUGGGAUCUGUCCUCCAGCUUGGUCACAAGUUGAUGCACCUGUCAUCCAGAUCUGAGGCCUCCAAGGAGUGCCGGCCUAGCUGACAUCAGGCCAGGGUGCAAAGAAUCUUUUGGCUCUAGGGAAAGCUGCAGGAGCCAGUCUCGUAUCGGGGCUGGGUGAGGCGACUCCCCUGGGCCCUGCCCAGCCAGCUGCGCCUUGUUGCAGCGCUCUAACACUGUGAGGUGCCUUGGCCGCAUUGCCUGCUUUCAUUGCCCUUCUUGUGAGCUGCUGGGCCCAGACAGUGCAUGGCCAGCCAGGCACAGGUGCACCAGUAGUCUUGCUGCAAGAGUCUCCGGGGCCUGGCUUUGCAUGUAUUGUACCCUUCCCUGUAGAACUCCUGGCAGUUACAACCGUAGAGAUGUGAGUGCCCAGGCAGAGGGGCAGGAGGGAGGUCCUGUCCCUCUCCUGGAUGCGAGGUGGAUCUCUCCCAUGGCCCCUGGAUGGCCCUGUCUGUCUUGCUCAGAUGUCGUGCCCAGAAGAGGUGGUUGCCUCUGCAGAUGACGAGCUGCUCAGCUUCCUCCUGGUGGAUGAUGCUCCCUGUGCAGAGUUCUCAGGGGACGAAGCCAACCUGCUGGGAGACUGGGGUCUGCUGGAGCCCGAGCUCCUGAAUGACAAGGAGGUAGAAGACUUUCUCAGCUCCCUGCUGAGCCCCUUUGAAGAGGGGCAGAGCGCCUUGCAGGGUCACUUGCCUCUCGACAGUGAUAGCGGCAUCUCAGAGGACCAGAAUCCCUUCCCCAGCCCCAGCAGCUGGGAUGUGUCUCCGGCCAGGGACCUCGCUUGCAGCCCUUUGAGCUCUGACAUUGUGCAGGUUGAUCACAGCUACUCCCUCCAUCAGGACGGGACGGUGCUGGAGAGCGUGAGAGCUGACACCACAGAAAGAGACAUCUCCAUUGACCUGGAUAUGUGGGGGGACUCGGGAAGUACAGAGGAGACGCUUGUCGAGGAGCAGAGUUUCAACUUCCCGGUUGCUGUGCCCAUGGAUGACUUCGUGCCUGGGACCCCCAUGCAGUUCGAUUUCCCGGAACUGAUCCUGACAGAAGAGGAGAAACAGCUUCUGGAGAGAGAGGGUGUCUCCUUGCCAUCCCACCUGCCCCUGACCAAGGCUGAGGAGCGGCUCCUAAAGAGAGUCCGUCGAAAGAUCCGGAACAAGCAGUCGGCCCUGGACAGUCGGCGCAGGAAGAAGGUCUAUGUGGAUGGCUUGGAGAGCAGGGUUGUCACCUGCACGGCGCAGAACCACGAGCUGCAGAAGAAGGUGCAGCUGCUGCAGAAGGAGAACAUGUCAUUGCUCGAGCAGCUACGGAGGCUCCAGGCCCUGGUGAGACAGUCCUCGACCAAAACCACCACCGCCAGCACCUGUGUCAUGGUCCUGCUCCUAUCCUUCUGCCUCAUUCUCUCACCCAGUCUCUAUCCGCUCGGAGCCAGAGUACAGCAGGAGGAGUUCCGAGGAGUGCUGUCUCGUCAGAUCCGGGAGUACCCGAGUGACACGGCCCACUUUCAGGCAACAGCUGCCCAGCAGGCAGAGAGGCCUGAAACACGGGGGGAGCGCACAAUGGAGGGGCUGGCCCUGGAAUCUGAGACGGCCCCGCUGCCAGGCAGCCUCAAUCACUCCCGGGAUGGACACCGCCCACCCAAGGCGGAGCAUGGCUCUGCCAUCAACAGUAACUCAUCCUCCGACCCACCGCCAGGAGCCAGCUCUGAGCUGGGUCCCCCCCACCAGCAGCCAGAGCAGCUUCCUGGGAAGGGCCCCCUGCACUCUACUGAGCCAUCAGCCUGGGGGACCAAGAAGCAGGAGUGGGUGGAGCGCACCACCAGCAUAGUCAUCCAGCAGCACCGUGCAGAGGAGAUGUGAGCGCUGGGCACCUCGUGCUGCCUGGCUGUGAAUUUGCCGGGGCCGUUUUGACUGAUCCUUGUCUACGCAAAUGCUUCUAAAUGCCCCUGAGUGGGGUCUGUCUCCUGACCCACCAAACCUGACUGGGGGGCAGCUAGGCUCCGGGGUAGCAGGAAACAGUUCUAGCUGCAGCGUGGAGGGGGCCAAGUAUGGGGAGUUGCACCUGCAUUACUUAGUUCCCUGCAGCUGGACGGAGUGGGAAACCACUUUGAUUGGGCUGGGCCCCUGGGUCUGGGUGCCCUUAGCAAGUCCCGCAGCUCCAAGCGACCUGUCCCUUCCAGUAACACGAUGAUUCCCCAUCCCUCAGCAGGGCACGCCAAGCCCCUAUGCCCCGCAGGGGCUGCCAGCUGGGUGUGGUUCGGCCAGGGGACAGCACUAAAUUUCUCUCAUCGACCUCCCUCCUGCAGAGCCCCAGCCACUGUUCUUGGCGUGGCUGGGGGCGGCUGCAGGCAGAGGGUCCCUGCCCAGCGCUGUGUGCUGCCUCCCUGCUGGCCAAGGGGCUGCUGAUCAUGAGCCCCUUGAGGGGAGGGGGCUGCACUGCUGCAGGGGUGGAGGUUCAGAGAGCCCUGAGGGGCAGCCUCUGUAACGGCUGGUGGGGCCUGUGGCAGGGGGGAGGACUAGGUCAGCUGGGCUCCUCCAUAAAUUGACCUCUGGCCUGCAGCCCUGGGCAGGUGUUGCUGUAACGUGGCUGAGCCAUGGGAUGAGGACUGCCAGCUGAGCCAGCUCCAGCCCAGGAAAAGGAGAACAAGGGGGCCUGGUCCAGCAGGCUCCUAACUGCUACAGUAAUGGCUCUGUUAUAAUAAAGUGGACCCGCUGCUGGGUUGUCCCCUG
Molecule: messenger RNA, 2947 nt
Organism: Dermochelys coriacea (leatherback sea turtle)
Lineage: Eukaryota; Metazoa; Chordata; Testudines; Dermochelyidae
Gene: CREB3
Product: cAMP responsive element binding protein 3
Exons: 11
Coding region: 638-2077 (479 amino acids)
Biological process (GO): regulation of transcription by RNA polymerase II
Cellular component (GO): nucleus
Molecular function (GO): DNA-binding transcription factor activity, RNA polymerase II-specific; RNA polymerase II cis-regulatory region sequence-specific DNA binding
Source: RefSeq, a predicted model, not a curated record